AUGACUCGAAUCUCCGUCUUUGAGGAUCCAUGGUCGAACGACAGGGCCAAGAUACCGCUUGAGACCUCCACAAUUAAACACAUUCAACUGAUUGAGAUAUUUCUCAAGCUGCUACCUCACUUUCAAAAGAAUGAUAAAAACCAAAUCACAAUAGAGGCUCUUGUCUACUCAGAAUGGCGAUACGUGAACUAUAUACGAUUCCUUGACUAUUACGGCAUGGCAGCCAACGACUUCCCGCCACCAUGGGAUGUCGCAAUGAUUUGGUAUUGCCAUCUUCUCUCGCCUCACCAGUUUCAUCGUCAUCUCUGGGACAGUCAGCACACAUCUUAUGGCUUAAACCAUCAUCAUUUCCCUCUGACGCAUCUGCUCUAUCUGUACAAUUCGGGAAAAUGGUCUCACCCCAAAGCUCGCAAGCAUUGGAACCGUUGGAAUCGCACGAAAAGUAGCCCAGGACUCCCGUUCCAGCUUUGGGACUCUCCUCCAUGGGAGACAAAGCGAAAAUCCAGCCUCUUUUCCAUUUUCUCUGGAAAGCCAUCCUCGAAACCAGCGUCCGGUGAAAAGGCUGAAGAGCCAACCAUCAGGUUUUAUUCCACAUGGUGCCGAACGAGCGGUAAAAAAGAAUGGAAGUUGUCCCAAUACACGGACUUGAGGAGAGGCAAAAGGCCAAUGCUGUGCAUCAACGCCAGUAGACACAGCAGAUAUGGAGCACGGUGCGAGUUGACACCAUGGCCGUCACUGGAAGAUUUUCGCAAUGUUAUAAAUCGACAGACUUGUUUUUGGAAAGCCGUCAUUAAAGCUCGCGAUUCCGAUCCCAACUUUGCCUCAAAGCCCAAUCUCGAGAUAGGCUUAAGCGACUAUGAGAAAUUCAUCAAGCUCCAUGGACAGCCUCCACGGUUACGACAGGUGCCAAACACUAACGUAUGGAGAGUCGACAUGAACGGGCUCCCCAGCCCCGACAAAUGGUCCGAAUCAAGAAACCGAGAAUUCGUGCCGCCAACUCUGUUGAUAGAUCUUCUCUGGCAUACCCAUCGGCUUUAUCCAGCCAGCUACUGGACUUGGAGUUUCAAUACGGCGGGGAGGCUGAUUGACUAUGAACACACAUCUUCGGCAGUAACAGCAAAGAGGUUCUUGGAAGAGACAGAUCUAGAGUGGAAAAAGAGAAACGGGUUUCCUGUGGAAACCCGGCAUACUAUGGAAGAAUUCAGAAAAGAGGGAUAUCUUUAUAUACCGGACGCUGCGAUUGUUCCACCCGGCUAUCCUGCCAGAGUACCAAUAGACUGGACGCUGGGGGGCACUAAUCCUGUUAAAGGGAGAAGAAGGGGCUAUAAAGGGCAAUAUUAUGUAUGUGAAGGAAUUUUCAUAACUUUCGAUGGCGGCUCGGGUGACGGUGGCGGCGGUGGUGAUGGUGGUUGUGGCGGGGAUGGAGGCGGUGGUGGUGGUGAUGGCGGAGGUUGUUGA
Messenger RNA from Colletotrichum truncatum, 1458 nucleotides. RefSeq lists its product as uncharacterized. The record is from RefSeq and is a predicted model, not a curated record. Lineage: Eukaryota; Fungi; Ascomycota; Sordariomycetes; Glomerellales; Glomerellaceae.